AGAAGUACUUUAGCUUACAGAACAAUUUUGAUUUUAAGCCUUUGCAAAAGCAAUUAAUCAAUAAAAUAAUAGAAAAAGAAAACAUAAGUAAAUAAAAAAAUAGAAGGUUUAAGCGUAGAAAAACUAUGCUUUCACUCAAGUUACCAAAACUGAAUCUACUGUUGAGAACACUGUCGACGAAAAAAAGCACCGUAGAUCCCAAACAAAUGGAAUAUUUUAAUGAAAUAUCAGAAGUGUGGUGGGAUAAGCAAGGUGUUCUCAAAAUAUUACAUGAAAUGAAUGAUUUAAGAAUCCCAUGGAUCCAAAAUCGCCUGCGUGAAAUUGACAUAUUGAAACCUAAUUCAAAUCAAGCUAAACCUUUGGAAGGUUUAACUAUUUUGGAUGUAGGCUGUGGCGGAGGAAUCCUGACCGAACCACUGUGUCAGUUAGGGGCCAAAGUUACUGGCAUAGAUCCUAAUACGAAACUGCUCAACAUAGCCAAAUCACGUGCGCUACAAUUUAACCUAACCGACUUAGAAUAUUAUUGCACAACUGUGGAAGAACACGCAGAAAAGCACUCUAAUAAAUAUGACGUUGUGACAUGUUUUGAAACUAUAGAACAUGUUAGAGAGCAAGACAUUUUGACAAAAUUUUGUGUGCAGUGUCUUAAACCAGGAGGUUCCAUCUUUUUGACCACUAAUAGCAAAUCUUGGACUUCGAAACUGGUGUUUAUUACUUUAUUAGAAGAUUUGCUACGAUUUUUUCCAAGUGGAACACACCAAUAUGAAAUGUUCAUAGAUAUUAACGAUUUAAUAAAUCUGUUAGAAAAAGAAAACUGCAAAGUUCUCUUCACGAAAGGAAUGAGCUACAAUCCCUUUUCAAGCAAAUGGACCUUAGUGAAAAAUGUGAAUAUUUUAAAUUACGUUCUCCAUGCUGUCAAAUUUCGUAGUUAAAGUAUGGAUAUUCUCGUAAAUAAUAUAUAUUUUUGUUUCUGAAUAAAGAUUUUUAAAUGAAAA
This is a messenger RNA of Zophobas morio, 995 nucleotides long. RefSeq names its product ubiquinone biosynthesis O-methyltransferase-like. The transcript has 4 exons. Gene Ontology annotation, molecular function: 2-methoxy-6-polyprenyl-1,4-benzoquinol methyltransferase activity. Gene Ontology annotation, biological process: ubiquinone biosynthetic process. NCBI's taxonomy places the organism in Eukaryota, Metazoa, Arthropoda, Insecta, Coleoptera, Tenebrionidae. The coding region runs from base 126 to 932 and encodes 268 amino acids. The record is from RefSeq and is a predicted model, not a curated record. Gene Ontology annotation, cellular component: mitochondrion.